AUGGCCUCAGAUCCAGAUUUGAUGAAGAGGAUUAAUCCAGACACUGUGGAUGCCCUGCAGUUGCUGGCGCUAGGCAAGUCCAGAAUUGAUAGCAAAAUAGCCCGUGGACUGGUGCUAGGUGGCCAAGCAUUUGCUGAAUUCACAAAUUUUGAUGGGCUAGUUCUGUCUUUGUAUAAGUUCUUUGAAGAUUUUAAGUAUCUCAAAAGUUGUGCGCAUUGCGUGAACUCAAUUUUCGUUCUGUAUUUGGGUUCAGAGGUGGAAGAGAGACUUAUUCAAACUUCUGAAUCCACUUUCCAGCGUGAGGCUGCAACUGAUGCGGAGUGUCUUGAUAUGGGUGAUAAUAAGCUUUUAGUAAAGUCAUCUCAUGCCAUAGCUGAUAAGAGACUUAGGUUCCAGUCCCCAGAGAUUAAGGUAAUAAUUGAAGGUUCCCCAGAUCAUAAGAUUGCGCGGGCAGCUCUGCUACAGGCUAGGAAACCUAACCAUUUCUACCAAAUUGUUGAUUAUUUCGCUGCUGCGGUUCCUAACCAGCCUGAAAUCAUUCAUGAACUUCUCGUGGAUAGCACUGUGAAGCCUCAAGCCCACUGUGGCUUGCCAUGA
Aspergillus novofumigatus IBT 16806 is the source of this 597-nucleotide messenger RNA. RefSeq lists its product as uncharacterized. The coding region runs from base 1 to 597 and encodes 198 amino acids. The record is from RefSeq and is a predicted model, not a curated record. The transcript has 6 exons. NCBI's taxonomy places the organism in Eukaryota, Fungi, Ascomycota, Eurotiomycetes, Eurotiales, Aspergillaceae.